UCUGCUGAAUGUGACGUAUGUCGCGAACGUAGAAAUAAGCCUGACAACUUAACUUCUCACAGUUGUUUAUAUGUUGUGUUCUCAUAUUUUAUUACAUUGCAUUGCAUAUUAUUCCGACUUGCGGAAAAGUUUCUGAUAUUUACCAUCCUUUUAUUUUUCACUACGUUCUAUAUCUCAUAGUACGUUGUCUACAUGAUUCAUAGUAAAAGUGCAGGUUUCGCUUUUCAUUGAGAUAUCGUUGGGAUAUCUAUUAUGGAAAACAAAAGUAGCAACAAUUUUAUCAGUUAUGUCGGACUGGAAGAGCACGAAAUGCAGACAUUUAAUUCCAGUCGACGUAAUUCAUUAAUCGAAAAUAGUAUAAAACUAUUGCCAGGAGAAGUUCUUAUCGCUGAAGCGCAAAGUGUCCUUAUGUUUUCACCUGUUAGUGACCUGAAACAAGGCAUCUCUGGUGUUCUGUCAGUGACUAAUUUUAAACUUACUUUUAUUACAAGUGAUGAUUCAAAUGGAGAGGAUAUUAUUCAUCAACAAAAUCAUCUCUAUGGAUAUACAGAUACAUGUUUAACAAAUAUUGAUGAGAUUUACAUAAUAGUGGGUGAUAAGAAAAGAAAGCUGGUUCCUGGUAACACCGUACCUUCAAAAGUAAAAGGGAUAUUUAUCAUUUGCAAAAACCUAAGGACAUGGUCUUUUUCUUUUAAAUUUUCACCUUUAGGACAUGGUAAGAAUCUUUUGACUGCACUGCUACAUCAUGCUUUUCCUAGCCGACAUCAGUUAUUAUUUGCCUAUGAUUACAAGGAGGCUUAUUACAGUAGUCUUGACAAAAAUGUCCUACUAUUUCGAGAUAUUUUAGAUUGGCAAAAUGAAUUAAAAAGGACGUUGUGCAGUGAUGAAAUAAGGAAAAGUUGGAGGUUAUCAACAAUUAAUGCCAAAUUUCAGCUUUGCUCUAGUUUAUCGCAAUUUAUAAUUGUACCUGCAUCUGUGACCGAUAGUCAGUUGACAGAUGCGGCUAGACAUUUUCAAGGUAAUAGACCGCCAGUAUGGUCUUGGACAAACACGUAUGGUGCAGCAUUAGUAAAAAUGUCUGAAUUGUUACCAACGAUUGCAGAGAGAAUGCAGGAAAAUAUUAUGUUUGAAAAUGUUCGUAAGAGUCAUCCUCAAAAGAUGCCUCCAGUUGUUAUUGAAUUGAAUAAAGAUAUUAAUGUAAAAUUGAUAGCAGCAAGUUUUACUAAAUUCAUUAGUUUAUGUUCACCAGAAAAUAUUAGACAAUUUUGGAUACAAGAUAAUAACUUUUAUUCAUUGUUAGAAAGUACAAAAUGGCUGAAAUAUAUAUCGUAUUGUUUACAAAAGACAGUUGAAGUCUGUGACCGGCUUAAUUCAGGGAUUUCAGUCAUUUUACAAGAAAGUGCUGGCAGAGAUUUGUGCUGUGUUAUAUCAAGUUUAGCACAAUUGUUACUGGAUCCUCACUUUCGUACUGUAACUGGUUUUCAGUCAUUAUUGCAAAAAGAAUGGGUUGCUGGAGGCCAUCCAUUUUGCGAUAGAUUAGGCCACAUUGUAAAAACUAGUUCAGAAAAGUCUCCGUUAUUUCUCUUGUAUCUUGAUUGCGUUUGGCAAUUAUGUCAACAAUAUCCAACGGAAUUUGAAUUCACGGAAACAUACUUGACUACAUUAUGGGACACUGCUCACGUUUCCAUUUUUGACACCUUUAUCUUUAAUUGUGAAAGAGAUCGGGCUGUGGCAGCUAUGGAUCCUAACACGCCUCUCGUGCUUCGUAGUGUUUGGGAUUGGCGAGAACAAUUCAAUGAUCAAGAUAUUUUGUUAUUUUAUAAUCCUUUGUUUAUUCCCCGUAAUAUCGGUAAGACAGAAAACAGGACAAUUCUAAAACCUUUACACACUAUCUCCAGUUUGGAGCUUUGGACGCAAUGCUACUUUCGUUGGAUACCGGCACUCGAAAUUCAUAACGGUGGACAAAGGCAUGUUGAACUUUACAUUAGAUUGCUCCAAAACGACGUAAAUCAACUUAAAAUAAAUAUCAAUGACAAUCGUAGCGUAUCCCUGGAGAAGGUCGGUAUUUUUUCUCUUCACACAAAUAUCGACAGUUUUUAUCCUUUUAGUAACAAAAGAUCAGGAAAUACCGUUAGCACUCCUAUCAUGAACAGUUCAAUACAUCUAACAGAGAGCUUAUUAGAUGCACAGUCGUUAAUAACCGCAAACGACUGAUAAGAUGCUUUUUCAAUACAGUUCAAAAUGUACCUGAUUAUACCACACGUAUCCUUUUCUAAUCUGUCAAUUCAUGAGAUAAAAUAUCAUAGUAACUUAUUUUUAAAUUAAAGUUUUGUUAAAUCAGUAACAAUGCUUAAAAUGGCACAAAAAAUUAUCUUAAAGAUUGCUGGUUGAUACUUUUACUAGUUGUUAUAAUAUCGAUAAACCAAGAGAAAAACACCACAGAUAUUAAAAUUUAUUAAUGGUUUUUCGAUAAUUUGCAUAAAUUACAAUUAACGAGUUGUAAAUUCAAUUAACGAAUUAAAAUAUUUUAAAAUAUAUGAAGCUUGUUGCAUCAUUCAGAGCAGCUGCAGCAUUUUCAUGCAAAGCAAUGAAAAUAUUUGUAUAUUUUUAUGUUAAAUUUCAUAUAUUCUUACAUACUCUUACGAUAGCGGAAACGUAACGAAAUUAAUUAAGUCAAGUAAUUUUAAGGAACAAUUAGAGAACAUAUAUUUGUAUAUAAAUGUCGAUGUGAGUAAAAAUAGAUAAUCUUAAUACUUUUUAGUACUGACAUUUAUACCGUUACAAACCGUUAAAUAAAAUUUACAGUUGAAC
Molecule: messenger RNA, 2811 nt
Organism: Linepithema humile (Argentine ant)
Lineage: Eukaryota; Metazoa; Arthropoda; Insecta; Hymenoptera; Formicidae
Product: myotubularin-related protein 10-B
Biological process (GO): phosphatidylinositol dephosphorylation
Cellular component (GO): membrane; cytoplasm
Molecular function (GO): phosphatidylinositol-3-phosphate phosphatase activity
Source: RefSeq, a predicted model, not a curated record